CGUCUUCUUUCUCGCUCGCCAUCGCCAGGCUCGAUAUCGCCAUCUCGGCGUCCGGCCUGCUGUUCUUCUGUUUCUUGGAUUUGUCCUCUGUUGUACCUCCACUUCUCUUUGUCUUUUGGUCGGGGUUAGGUUUAGGGUUAGGGUUUCGUAGAGGAAGAGGUCUUGCUCUAGGGUUACUCCUCCUCGUCUUCUCUAGGGUUUCUCUGGCCAUGGCCACCGCCGAGAUCGAGGCGGCUAUCAAGUCGAUCCCGGAGAAGAAGGAGAGCCUCCGAAAGGCCUUGGAGGCCCUCAGAUCCUACUCCUUCGCCUCUUUCACCGUCGAGUGGAAGGACCUCGACGACCACAUCUCCGCCAUCGAGAAGUCCCUCCAGGAACGCUUCAAGGAUCUCCAGGCCAAGGAGCCCCCAAGAGCCGCCGGAGCCGCUUCCUCCCCGCCGGAGGCGAAGACGACUCCAGCGGCGGCGGAGGAGCCCGAGGCCACUCCGCGGCCGGAGCUCAAAUCCCUGUGCGUCGCGAUGGACUCUCGGGGUCUGAGGUCGUUCCUCAGCGAGAGACGGAAGGAUUUCAGUGCCGUCCGGAACGAGCUAACCCCGGCCAUCCGAGCGGCCUCCGAUCCGGCCAAGCUGGUUUUGGAUGCCAUGGAGGGCUUUUACCCUCCGAAAUCCAAAGGCGAGAAGGAUGGGGAGACGCAGAUGAUUAGGAAGGCUUGUGUCAAUCUUUUGGAGCGUGUUCAGGUGAUCGCUCCGGAGAUCAAGCCUGCGGUUAGGGUGCAGGCGAAGAAACUGGCGAUGGAAUGGAAGGGGAAGAUGGCUGAUAGCGGGGGAGAGAAUGGCUUAGAGGCUAUGGGUUUGCUGCAGCUCAUUGUGUCAUACAGUUUGGUCUCAGAAUUUGAGGUUGAUGAGAUUUUGGAUCUCCUUGUCAUAGCCUGUCGAAGGAAGCAGACUGUACAUCUGUGUAAGAGCCUCGGGUUCACAGAGCGCAUACCUGAUCUUAUUCAGAAACUGAACAGUAGGGGAAAGCAACUUGACUCAGUAAAAUUUGUUUAUGCUUUUCAAUUUGGUGGAGAAAUGUCCACCAGUACCCCUUCUGAAAGCCUAUGUAAUGGAAUCCAAAAAGGCCGCUCAAGAAAUACGGAAGAAGGGAAACAAUUCGAAUCAAUCACAGAAUGAGGCAAUCUCGAAAGAACUUGGUGCUUUGAAAUCGGUGCUCAAAGCUGUUGAGGAGUAUAAGCUGGAGGCUGUGUAUCCGUGUGAAAAUCUGGAGAAACAGAUUGCCAAAUUGGAGAAACUGAAAGCAGACAGGAAGCGCAAGGCGGCAGCCUGCAUCAAAUUCGAAGACUCAGCAGCAACCUAAUAAACGUCCUCGGCAAUUUAGCACUUCAAAACCCGCUGUUGCUGUGCAUACUCUGCUGCCAGCAAUUCAAAAUCAACCUCAGCUUGGAUUGGCUGACCGGGCGCCAUAUAUGGGUCUUGGUGGAUCUUAUAGCCUUGCUGGGACUGGUUCUCUCUACAAACCAUGCUGGUCAAAAUGUAUCUGGAGCUCCAAUUGGCCUAAGGUGGACUUCGAAGUCCUCCUAGAUCAUAUCUCUAUCCAUCAGAUUCUGUUGUUGGUUCUGGUGGGUUGUAUGAUAGGCCAGUAAACUAUACUGGUUACCCUGCUUCGGGUCUGCCUCCAUCUUAUGGUUCAUCACUUUACCCGCAGUAGGUUGUCAGUAUCUGGUCCCUUCUGGUCUAUAAAUCUAGGUUAACCAAAUAUACCCAUUAUGAUACAGUUUGUUUUUUGUUUGUUGUUAUGGAAACUAUGGUGUAAUAGUUUUUAUCUUGUUGAUGUUAUUUAAUUAGUGACUUCUCAUUCGAGAAAUUUCAGUGUCCACUAUUAUGUGCUGAGGCUCUGAUAUGUCUAGUUAUAAUCAUCAUUCACAACUUGCCUACUA
Phoenix dactylifera (date palm) is the source of this 1933-nucleotide messenger RNA. RefSeq names its product truncated FRIGIDA-like protein 1. The record is from RefSeq and is a predicted model, not a curated record. NCBI's taxonomy places the organism in Eukaryota, Viridiplantae, Streptophyta, Magnoliopsida, Arecales, Arecaceae.